CCUCCACUCUCUCUCUCGCCUUCCUCACCACUUUCCCCCGGCCAUGCCUCCAACGCAGUGCCGAAAUCAAUGCGAGCUCUGAUCAGGCUCUCGUCAACACCAGCCCCACCCAUCCUCUCAUUACCAGGCUUCGACCCAAGCCGGCCACCACCAGAGCGCGACACCUUCCUCCCAGAGUCGCCAGUGGCCUCACCCGAGGCAGCGACUUCACCAGGCCGCGCGGUUAGCGCGGCACCUUGCACAGCCGAAGAUAAGGUCGAGCCCGCACAGCCCACAUCACCAGACCUCGCCCCAGCUGCACCUGUCACCAGCCACUACUUCGAGAAGCCGGAAGACGCCUCGACCAUGCCGGCGGUAGCGCCCCUUCCCUCCAAGCCGCUCAUUCCCCCGUUUGUCAACGCCUCCUCAGACCCAAUAGCAAAAAUCAAGGCGACCGAAACACCACGGCGCGCACCUGCGCCUGUGGGUGACGAGUUUGACGACAUUGUCGAGCUGUCCGAGUCAGACUUUACGCCCGAAGAGAUCCUGCGCUCGGAGAGCAAGCGCAAACGCAAGGGGCUGAGUGUCCCACGGCGGUCUCACACACCCGCGCCAGCGCCGUCCAGCGCGCCGACCGUCGACUCGAUCGACCUGUCUGUUGACUCGUCGCCACCCGUGUUACGCAAAUCUCCUCGCAUUGCCCGGUCAAACGCGUCAUCGACCUCGACACCGUCACGGCAGGCUAUCAAUGCGCUCAAGGACCACAUAGCGAGUCCGUCAAAGUCAGCAGCUGCGUCUAGCUCCAGAAAGGCGGCUACGCCCAGCCGCAGCACGCGUCGGCGUGUGCAAGUCAGCAGCGAUAGCGAAGGCGACUAUGCGCCACCCGCCGCUGUAGUCGAAAGCAGCGAUGACGAGGUUCUGCGCAGGCCCAAGCGGUCACGGACGAAGUCUCCUGCAAAGGAAGCAUCAAGCUCCUCAUCAAAGUCACCCUCACCGAAAAAAUCGCAAUCGCCUGCUGCUGCAAAGUCGUCUGCGUCGUCGUCGCCAGCCAGGUCGUCGAAUACGGCCAAGCUGUCCCCGCCAGCCGACACGCCAUCGCCCUCAAAGUCGAUAGACAAGGGCAAGGAGCGCGCCGAACCGUCACCUAAGCGCUCGCCGUCUCCUAAGCGUCCACCACCAGCCGCGCUGGCCGACUUGUUUGCAGACGAUGACGAUGACGACGAAGCCGACGAGUUUGACUACCUCGACGACGAUCUCGACUACAAUGCGAUCCCCUUCCCCGACGAUGGCAUUGCGAUCCCCGACUUUUCGCAAUACCCGCCUGUCCGAGGCCCGACGCCGUCGCCACCAGUGUACGGCGUACCGGAUGAUGACGACGAGGACGACGACUUUCUGCCCCUGAUGGUCAACCAAGCGCGCAGCACGCGCGCGGCCAAGGCGGCGUCACCAUCCAAAUCCGCCAGCCCGAUCAAGUUCAAGGACCUCAAGUUCAUCACUGAUCUCGACGAUCGUCGUCUGCAGUCGUUCUAUCGCAACCACUGGCGACACAAGGGUGCGGAGGAGGAAGACGAGCAGGAGGAGGAGGACGACGAGCACUUUAGCGGCGUGGCAGCGCCGGUGACUGAGUUAAAGAAGCGUGGGCCUCCAUUCAAGCGGGGUGGAAAAGGGGGACGAGGUGGCAAGUUUAGGCCGUGGGGGAAGCGGGGUGGGCGGCGGUGA
Vanrija pseudolonga is the source of this 1698-nucleotide messenger RNA. RefSeq lists its product as uncharacterized. The coding region runs from base 70 to 1698 and encodes 542 amino acids. The record is from RefSeq and is a predicted model, not a curated record. The transcript has 2 exons. Lineage: Eukaryota; Fungi; Basidiomycota; Tremellomycetes; Trichosporonales; Trichosporonaceae.